Molecule: messenger RNA, 1015 nt
Organism: Solanum verrucosum
Lineage: Eukaryota; Viridiplantae; Streptophyta; Magnoliopsida; Solanales; Solanaceae
Exons: 11
Coding region: 18-998 (326 amino acids)
Biological process (GO): ribonucleotide metabolic process; RNA catabolic process
Cellular component (GO): ribonuclease H2 complex; nucleoplasm
Source: RefSeq, a predicted model, not a curated record
CUUUACUAGGGUGAGGAAUGGACUUGACAUUGCCACCACUGAUUUCGGCGCCAAUUCCAAAUUUCUGCAAAAUCUCUUCUUCUUCUUCAACGCUAUACGGCAAAAUUGUUCCUUUCUUCUUCCAUCAAGUGAAUAGUUCUCCUCCUAGAGGUUUUUCUUGUGUCAGAAAGGUUUCCAUGGCUUGGUGGGAAGGUCUAGAUGAAGCUCGUGUUCUUAUUGCAAAAGAGCCUUCUAAGGAUGGGAACAAGGUAGAGCAGCUUUUAUCUCUUCGACAUCCCAAAUCUGGAAAUGCAACAUGUUACCUUUGUGUUGAUGGAUCUCUUCAAGAACUUCACUGGUUCAAGCAAUCUUAUGGGUCUUGGUUCCUUGGGGAUUAUGUAUGUGAAGAUGGUCGUUUGUAUACUGCAACUCCAGUCGAUCCAGUUUUUGUUCUGUUACCUAUUUUCGAAGAAGCAAGAAUGAAGAAAAAUGAUGAUCCAGGAAAGUUUAGGCAAGUGGAUGAAAUAAUUUAUGUUGUAGGCUAUCCUGGAUAUCAGCAUCUUUCUUCCAUUGCUGAGAACUGCAUGCAAGUGGUUUGUGAUGUCAAAGAUGUAGGAAUGACAAAGUUUUUUAGGCUUAAUGAUGAGAAGGUGCUAAAGUGGUUAUGCUUGAAGGUAAUACAAUUAAAGAAGACAUUGUUGACACUGGAUAAGAACUAUGCUGCUCGAGAUAAGAAAGAAAUAUUAACUGAUGCAGUAUCUAUAAUUGGAGAGUACUUGAAGGAAGAGCCUUGGUUGAAGCUCCUCUGCAGCAAAUUAAGCAUAGACUUUCAAGAGGACACAAAAGCGUCAAAUUCUGAAAUGCAUUCAUCACCAAUGGAUAAUAGUUUCGAGUCCUUCAAUCACGAACAGCAGGAAAAGACUACUAAGAGCAAAAGACCGACUAAAAAGAUCAAAGCGGAGACCAACUCCCUUAAUAUCAAAGACAUGUUCAGUAGGGCUACUAGGCGUGGAAAAUGAAGUUAUGAAGCAGCAGA